AUGCGUUCAGUCCUCGCCCUCGCCGUCAUGGCCCUCGCCGCCAUCGCCCCUGUCACUGCCUCGACCGAGCGCAUGGCCCAGAUCACCAAGCGUGCCAGUGGUCCCACCGAUGUGGAGAUCCUCAACUAUGGUUAGUCUACGUCCCUUCUCGGGUCCUUUGUCCUGGGUCGUACGUUUGUACGUUUCGGGGUCGCCAUCUCCGCCAAGUUCCCGACUCGAGCGCGGGCCCCUAGCUGGGCGCCUCGUGACCCCAGUUUGUGCUCGCUGUGGGCCCGAGUGUUCAACGAGGGUCGACACGCCGACGCCCGCCGCGCAUCGCGCGACAAAGACAUCUUCAUCACUCUGGAAUUUGUCCAAUUCCCACAGGAAGGUUAGCUAACCUGUAUUCGACUUCAUCUUCCUCUUGCAUCACCUCGUAGCUCUCACUUUGGAGGUAAGGUCUCUACGCGUGGCCACCGCCCUCCCUCGCUGCUGCGCAGUCAAUUGACCAUCCCUCUCUCGUCUUCCUCCGUCCCCUCUCGAUGUCCCUUAUUUUCUCUGCUCUUCCUCUUCCCAUUACAACAGCACCUUGAGAAGAACUUCUACUUCCAGGGUCUCGAUAAGUUCCGCCCCGAUGACUUCAAGAAGGCCGGCUUCGGCCCCGAGGUCUUCAAAAACAUCCAGAAGAUUGCCAUCCAAGAGAAGGACCACGUCGAGUUCCUCGCUGGCGCCCUUGGCAGUGCCGGUGUGUCGCAGUGCAAGUACGACUUCAAAGUCGCCUUCACAAACGUCUACACGUUCGUCUCCACCGCGCGCAUCCUCGAGUCUGUCGGCACGGCGGCCUACCUCGGUGCCGCUCCCGAUAUUUCGUCCAAGGCUUACCUCGCCGCCGCCGGCUCGAUCCUCACCAUCGAGGCCCGCCACACCGCGAUCUUGAACACUUUCUCCGGCGACUCGGGCUUCCCUGUUGCCUUCGAGACCUCGCUCGACUACGCCCAGGUCUACUCGUGAGUUGCCGCACCUCUUUCACGCGCUGCUGUAGACCGCCCAUCCUAUCCAUGCUGACCAAGCGCUUCUUCCGCCACUCGCUCGACAGGCUCGCUGCUGGCUUCAUCAAGCCCAACACCUGCGGCAAGAACGGUGCUCUCCCUUCGUCGAUCCAGAGGUUCCCCAGCCUCUCCAUCGAGAACACCCCCCGCGCUGGCCACACCACCGAGGUUCAGUUUAACUACAGGGGCGACAAGGAGACCGGCUUCUACGCUGCCUUCCUCAACGGUGGUGCCACCAUCAUCAAGCCCGUCAAGCACGGCAAGGAUGGCAAGGACCGCGUCGAUAUCCCCAAGGGCCUCGAGGGCAUUACCUACAUCGUCAUCACGACCUCGUCCAAGACUCUCUCGGACUCCAACACGGUCGCUGGCCCCGCCAUCGCCAUCCUUUAA
Microbotryum saponariae is the source of this 1418-nucleotide messenger RNA. Lineage: Eukaryota; Fungi; Basidiomycota; Microbotryomycetes; Microbotryales; Microbotryaceae. The record is from the annotation of a GenBank genome assembly.